AUGGCCAAAGAACAACCUUACUCUUACCAUGAUGCCUUAGGCCUACGGGUUAACAUUUGGAAACCCCAAGCUCAAAGAAGCAGGUUACCUACGAGCAGAAUCAAGAAAAUGUUGGAGUAUGAAAUUGAAGCCCGAAGGAUGUUAGCUGUUUCUUUGAUAUGCACGCUAUGCCAUGCUUCCUAUUGCCUCUUUUACUCUAAAAUUUCAAUGGCAUCCUUAGAUAUUCGUUCAUUGCUUGUAUUCUCUGCCAUUUUUCGAUUUAUUUUGAUUGUGUACGGAGAGUGGCAAGAUACUCACAUGGAGGUUAGAUACACUGAUGUUGACUACCUUGUCUUUUCUGAUGCUGCUGCUUUAGUGGCUGUGGGUGAUUCCCCUUAUAAGAGAACCACUUACCGCUAUUCCCCCUUGCUUGCUUUUCUUCUCAUUCCAAAUUCAUUCAUCCAUCGCUCCUGGGGGAAGUUCCUUUUCUCGGCUUCAGAUAUACUUGUGGGAUAUUUCAUAUAUUAUAUUUUAAAGCUACGGAAGGUUCCUGAAAAUCUGUGCAACUAUUCUGUCAUCAUAUGGCUCUUUAAUCCAUUUACCUUCACCAUUGGGACACGUGGGAACUGUGAACCUAUUGUUUGUGCCAUGAUAUUGUGGAUCAUUAUCUGUCUUUUGAAAGGUAAUGUGUUACAGUCAGCAUUUUGGUAUGGACUUGUUGUCCAUUUCAGGAUAUAUCCUAUAAUUUACUCUAUUCCUAUAAUCCUGGUUCUUGAUCCGAACUCCUUCCCAUCUCAUCAGAAACCUGUCAUAAGGAACUGGAGUGCUGUUCAGGGAGAGAGACCCAAAGAUGGGAGUGGGUGGCAUACUUUACACAAUCUAUUUAAAAGCAUAUUCACAUGGAACCGGGUGAUAUUUGGACUGAUCUCAGGAUUGGUUUUCCUCUUUUGUACUGGUCUUUUCUACUGUUUAUAUGAGUGGGAAUUCCUACAUGAGGCUCUAUUGUACCAUCUUACUCGAACUGAUCCAAGGCAUAACUUCUCCAUCUAUUUCUAUCACAUAUAUCUUCAUUAUGGACAUGAUACUUCAGUGGUGGAAAAGCUUAUCUCCUUUUUGCCCCAACUUUUGGUUCAGCUGGUUCUUAUCUUCUGCUUUGCACAAGAUUUUCCGUUUUGCCUAUUUGUGCAGACUGUGGCCUUUGUGGCUUUGAAUAAGGUGAUUACAGCCCAGUAUUUUGUUUGGUUCUUUUGCUUGUUGCCUCUAAUACUUCCUUGGAGUAAAAUGAAACUUAGAUGGGAUGGACUAUCUUGCAUUCUUUUGUGGAUUGGGGCUCAGACCCAUUGGUUGAUGUGGGGCUACCUGCUUGAGUUCAAGGGUAAAAAUGUCUUCUUACAGCUUUGGGCAGCAAGCUUACUGUUUCUAGCAGCUAACAUAUACAUCCUUGUCAUGAUUAUUCGAAACCAUAAAUACGCUUCUGUUUUCAAAGCUUUAGAGUAUGCUAACUCCAAGACUGCAGCUAAGCUUGAGUGA
This is a messenger RNA of Sphenostylis stenocarpa, 1509 nucleotides long. The record is from the annotation of a GenBank genome assembly. Lineage: Eukaryota; Viridiplantae; Streptophyta; Magnoliopsida; Fabales; Fabaceae.